ACAGCGGAAUGGCGUGAGUGAGUAGCUUACAGAGUUUUUGCAGCAGCAGUAGCCACGAACAUGCCUGUGUACUAGUUAAGUCUGCUCAUUCACUUGUUUUCAGCAGUUUAACAUAUGAAACACUGAAAUGAAGACACUAGUCGUAGGAGUUGGAGGGAUGACCAAUGGGGGAAAAUCUACUCUUUCUAAGAGUCUACAUCAGCUGAUACCCAACAGCUGUCUCAUUGCACAGGAUUCAUAUUUUAAGGAUGAUUCUGUGGUUCCAGUGGACAGCAAUGGGUUCAAGCAAUAUGACAUGCUCGAUGCUCUCCACAUGGACACAUUGAUGAGCGAGGUCGACUCAUGGCGAAGAGAUCCGGAGUCGUUCCUGAGGCGGCAAGGCCUGAACCCAGAGCGCACGACACCAUCAGUGGAGGAGGAGGUGUAUGUGCUGAUAGUGGAGGGCUUCCUCAUUUUCAACCAUAGGCCUCUGAAUGAGCUAUUUUACAAAAGAUACUUCAUGGAAAUACCUUACGAUGUCUGCAAAAGGAGACGAAGUUCAAGGGUGUACACGCCUCCCGAUCCUCCUGGAUACUUUGAUGGACACGUGUGGCCAAUGUACCUGAAAAACCGGCGGGAGAUGGAGAACAUGGGGUCUGGAUUUUUAUUUCAGGAUGGUCUGAAGCCAAAGGAAGAACUGCUGGCCGAUGUGUAUGAAAAUGUUUGUCAGGAAAUAGAAAGGCUCAGGGAGAAAGACUGAUAUGGUCUGAAUUUAAUUUGUUUGCCGUUUGAAGAUGGUGACUGCUGCUCCAAUGGAUUUCAGUUUAUUUUAAGAUUAUUGUGUGACUGAAAGGACCACAACAAGUGUUAAUGUCUAUGUAAAAUGUACAAUAGUUAAUAUUGCUGACAAAAAAAAAAAGAAUCUGAAAUUGUUGGUGCUGUAGACUUGACAAAGACCGGAUGACUUUUAAGUCAUAGACAGUAUUUUAAAGUUAGGAUGCACUCUGGGAAACUUAAAUAUGUGACGUUUUUCACAAGUUGAUGCUAAAUACAGUUGACUGAUGUGAUAUCUUACAAUGUUUUAUAUCUCUCUGCGUUGUUUGUAUGGAGGAUAUUUACUCUUUUUUGUUUCUUUAAAUCUCACAUGUACAUACUGAGUAUAUAUAUAUAUAACAAUAACUUGUGAUGUAACUCCAGUUAACCAAGUACAAUAGUGUGCAUCAUUGUCAAAUAUCAUUUCUCACUCAUAGUUAGUAUAACAAAUAAUAAACA
Messenger RNA from Anoplopoma fimbria (sablefish), 1251 nucleotides. RefSeq names its product nicotinamide riboside kinase 1 (gene nmrk1). Gene Ontology annotation, cellular component: cytoplasm. NCBI's taxonomy places the organism in Eukaryota, Metazoa, Chordata, Actinopteri, Perciformes, Anoplopomatidae. The coding region runs from base 128 to 739 and encodes 203 amino acids. The transcript is spliced from 8 exons. The record is from RefSeq and is a predicted model, not a curated record.